AUGGCGGCAGUCGUACGAAUCAAAUCUUCAAUUUUUGUUCCCUUUCGAUGCCCUCCCAUUGGUCAUGCUUCUAUGAAUAUUACAGAGUUGGUCGAUAAGCUCUCACUCGAUACCAUGAAGAUUACUCCGUCACCCUCUCUGGUGAAGCAGAGCAUUAAACGUCACCAUCAAACUGAGGCUCCUGAACGUAAUUUUGAGCGUGCUCUGUUAUCCACUAUCAGGAAUAGAGAUUACAGGGAAACGAGUUUGACCGAUAUUCAUUCUGGGCGGGAAUAUAAAGAUCUUAUGUUGGAGGGUCUAGAAUAUGAUGUGGUCAUUGGCAUAAGCAAGAGCGGUUUUUUUGAAAUUUUUAAUUCUCAGCUGACCCGCGGUGAUGACUCAAUAGGGAAGUGCAGUUCUGCUGUGAAGGGGAGGUUAAGUUCGUCUCCUGAAAGAGCAAACGAAUGCAUUCUUGGAUGGUUCAGGGAGGCCAGAAUCUACUUUCUUUCUAUCUCAAGUUCAAGACCGAGAUGGAAUCCAAGGUUCUUCGUGGCGGUUCACGUGUGCGGGUAUCACUCACCUUCGAACGAAAAAGCCCUAACGUCUGCCAUAAAACGCGCUCGCCUCGCUGCCGCCUCUGUUCUUGGGCAGGGUUCUGGUAGAUGUAUUGACGCUGUGACACGGCCAUUCAAGUGUUUGGAGGAUGAUCCGAGUACAAAUGCAGGGCGAGGCUCCAAUUUGACGGAAGAUGGUCACGUGGAAUGUGAUGCUAGUGUCAUGGAUGGUGAUUCUGGAGUAUUUGGGGCCGUUGGAGCAGUGCCAGGUGUCAGAAAUGCCAUCCAGAUUGCUGCUACCUUGGCCAAGGAACAAAUGAUGGGAUCUUCCUUGUUGGGUCGAAUACCUCCCAUGUUCUUGGUUGGAGAAGGUGCCCGAGUAUGGGCAAAGUCCAAAGGCAUUGCUUUACCAGCUACCACAACUGAGGCAGAUCAGUGGCUGGUGACAGAGCGGGCAAAAGCACAGUGGAAAAAGUAUAAAUCAUUGCUUGUGGAUGCCAAAUUUAAGACAGAGAAUUCAACUGAAGGACUUUCUUGUGGAGCAAGGGAGGCAGUUAACACUUCAGAAGUACAAGCUCAACCUUGCGAACCUUUGAAGGAGAAGGGGGGAGGUCAAUUAUCUGUAAAACAUGCAAUGGAAGAAGAUAGCAUCCUGGACACUGUUGGAGUCAUUUGUGUUGACACUGAAGGACACAUAGCAUCUGGGGCCUCAAGUGGUGGUAUUGCGCUGAAGGUUAGUGGGCGUGUGGGAUUGGCAGCAAUGUAUGGUUCAGGCUGUUGGGCUUCAUCUAAAGGCCCCUUUGGAGCUCCAUUCAUAGUUGGUUGUUGUGUUACUGGUGGGGGAGAAUACUUGAUGAAAGGAUUUGCAGCUCGAGAGUGCUGUGUCUCGUCAUCACUUUCUCAGGUUGGUCCUGCAUCUGCUUGCAUGAAAGUUUUACGCCCUAUUGUUGAAGAUAGCAGUCAAAACGGUACUGAUAAGAGUGCAGGGAUUUUGCUCGUGCAAGCUGAUGCUCCUGUGAUGGUUUCAGGAAAUCCACCAAAGCUGAACUCAAUAGAGAUAGCGGCUGCUUAUUCUUCCUUGUCUUUUGGAUUGGGAUAUUUUGGAAGCUCUAUGGAAAGGCCCAAGGUCUCAGUUCUUCGGAGCACGAGACAGCAAAGUAAAACUGGGAUAGACCAUUUUGAAGCGCGAAUUGAUCUCUCUGAAAAGACAUUGAUGUAAAUGUAAUUUUGUUUGAAUUGAAGAAAUUCUGAAUUUGAAACUGUAUAUCUUAUUGCAUGUUAUAGAUACUCUGGCAACCGUCAACUACUUCCCACAUGUACUAUGUUUAUCCGAAUUAAGCUUUUAUGAAGUUAA
Messenger RNA from Pistacia vera, 1887 nucleotides. RefSeq names its product putative threonine aspartase. Gene Ontology annotation, biological process: protein maturation. Gene Ontology annotation, molecular function: threonine-type endopeptidase activity. The record is from RefSeq and is a predicted model, not a curated record. Lineage: Eukaryota; Viridiplantae; Streptophyta; Magnoliopsida; Sapindales; Anacardiaceae.